Orycteropus afer afer is the source of this 2533-nucleotide messenger RNA. RefSeq names its product NHL repeat containing 2 (gene NHLRC2). Gene Ontology annotation, molecular function: protein binding. Lineage: Eukaryota; Metazoa; Chordata; Mammalia; Tubulidentata; Orycteropodidae. The record is from RefSeq and is a predicted model, not a curated record.
GUGUAAUUACAUGCCCGGGAUUGCGACAGUUUGGACUUUGGCAUUCGAAUACAAUUUUUGUAUGCUUAUUUGUUUUUAAGUGUCGUUAGCGUGUAGUGCGGUUGGUGGAGAGUGAAGUGAAUGUGUCAUUUUGAAACUAAAGGACAGUAAACGCUUCCUCGCCUCAAACUAGACUAUCCCGCGGACCGGGUAGCCGCUUCUGGAGAGACCGGAGGGAACAUGGCGUCCCCCGGAGCCCGGAGCUGCAGCCUCUCGGGCCUGCUCCCGGCUCAGACCUCGCUGGAAUACGCCCUGCUCGACGCCCUUACUCAGCAAGAGAAAGACAGCCUAGUCUACCAGUAUCUGCAGAAGGUGGACGGCUGGGAACAGGACUUAUCAGUGCCUGAGAUUCCGGAAGGAUUAGAAUGGCUGAACACAGAAGGACCUAUUUCUGUCUACAAGGAUCUGUGUGGAAAAGUGGUCGUCCUUGAUUUUUUCACCUACUGCUGCAUCAACUGUAUUCACCUAUUGCCUGAUCUGCACACGUUAGAACACACAUACUCGGAUAAAGAUGGUCUUCUGGUGGUUGGUGUUCACUCAGCUAAGUUUCCAAAUGAAAAAAGCCUGGACAACAUUAAGAGUGCUGUUCUACGCUAUAACAUCACCCACCCAGUGGUUAAUGAUGCGGAUGCCAGCCUUUGGCAAGAACUGGAAGUCUCCUGCUGGCCAACUGUGGUCAUACUUGGACCCCGUGGAAACAUGUUGUUUUCUUUGAUAGGAGAGGGACACAAAGACAAAUUAUUUUUGUAUACUUCAAUAGCUUUAAAGUAUUACAAAGAGAGGGGACAGAUCAGAGAUAAAAAAAUUGGAAUAAAACUCUAUAAAGACUCUUUGCCGCCUUCACCAUUGCUGUUUCCUGGCAAAGUAACAGUAGACCCUGUUACUGACAGAUUAGUAAUAGCAGACACUGGACAUCAUAGAAUUUUGGUUGUCUGGAAGAAUGGACAGAUUCAGUACAGCAUUGGAGGACCUAACCCUGGAAGAAAAGAUGGAUCAUUUUCAGAGUCAACUUUUAAUUCACCACAGGGUGUAGCCAUGAUGAAUAAUACAAUAUAUGUGGCAGAUACUGAAAACCACCUUAUAAGAAAGAUUGACCUGGAAGCUGAGAUCGUGAGCACUGUAGCUGGCAUUGGGAUUCAAGGUACAGAUAAAGAAGGUGGAGCCAGAGGAGAACAACAACCCAUCAGUUCCCCUUGGGAUGUGGUUUUUGGAACAUCAGCUUCAGAGGUUCAAAGAAGUGACAUUCUGUGGAUCGCCAUGGCAGGGACUCAUCAGAUAUGGGCUCUCCUAUUGGACUAUGGCAAACUACCAAAGAAAAAUGAGUUAAGAAAAGGAACCUGCCUUCGAUUUGCUGGAAGUGGGAAUGAAGAGAAUCGAAACAAUGCAUAUCCUCACAAGGCAGGUUUUGCCCAACCUUCAGGUCUUUCUCUGGCCUCUGAAGAACCCUGGAACUGCCUGUUUGUGGCAGAUAGUGAGAGCAGUACUGUGAGGACCGUCUCGCUGAAAGAUGGAGCCGUGAAGCACCUCGUAGGAGGAGAAAGAGACCCCAUGAAUUUAUUUGCUUUUGGUGAUACUGAUGGAGUAGGAAUCAAUGCAAAGCUUCAGCACCCACUUGGAGUGACUUGGGACAAGAAAAGAAAUUUACUUUAUGUGGCAGACUCAUACAAUCACAAGAUCAAAGUUGUGGAUCCAAAAACAAAACACUGUUUAACAUUGGCAGGAACAGGAGACGCAAGUAAUGUUAUCCAUUCCAGUUUUAGAGAGUCAACUUUUAAUGAACCAGGAGGCUUGUGUAUUGGAGAGAAUGGCCAGUUACUAUAUGUAGCAGACACAAAUAAUCAUCAAAUUAAGGUGAUGGAUUUAGAAACAGAAACAAUUUCUGUGCUCCCUGUCAUCAGAUCUGAAAAUGCUGUGGUGGAUGGCCCGUUCCUACGAGACAAGCAGAAGAUAUUACCCAGACUACCUAAAUCUGCUCCAAACGUCAGUCUUUGCCCAGUGACUGCAUCCCCAGGCCAGACUCUGCAGUUCAAGUUGAGAUUAGACCUCCCCUCAGGAACAAAGCUAACUGAAGGAGUUCCCAGUUGUUGGUUUCUAACAACCGAAGGCAAUGAAUGGCUUUCUCAAGGACAGAUAUCUUCUGGAGAAAUAGAGAGCAUUUUCAAUCAACCAACAAUCUCACUGCAGAUACCUGCUCACUGCUUGUCCCCGGAAGCCAUUAUAUCUGUCAGCGUGUUUCUUUAUUACUGUAGUGCAGACAGCAGUGCCUGUAUGAUGAAGGGGAUCUUGUUCAGUCAGCCUUUACAAAUAAUUGAUACACAGCAAGGCUGUACAGCUGCAGUGGAGCUCAGAUAUGCAUUUUAGCAAGCUAGCUGCCACCCAGCACCACAGCCGCUGGCCCCCAUCCUCACCAUCGCUGUCACUUACGAGAAGCUUUAUUUCUGCCUCUGCAAUACCAAGAUCCCCGGUGCUCAGUUCUAGCACGGAUAUUAAAACU